Molecule: messenger RNA, 1506 nt
Organism: Hordeum vulgare subsp. vulgare (domesticated barley)
Lineage: Eukaryota; Viridiplantae; Streptophyta; Magnoliopsida; Poales; Poaceae
Exons: 1
Coding region: 26-1222 (398 amino acids)
Source: RefSeq, a predicted model, not a curated record
AGCCAGCCAUCGGCUCCUGCGUUGCAUGGGCCGCUCGCCUCGACGACGGGCUAUGGCGGCGGCGCCGCCUCGCGAUCCGGGGAAAAACCCUAGGGGGCUCCUCCCCGGCGACCGCAUCUUCGCCUCGCUGGCCAGCUACAUCACCUUCGCCGACCACCUCAGCCUCCGCCUCGUCUGCCGCUCGUGGCGCUUCUUCUCCCGCCGCCUCGGCCGCCGCCCGCCGCCCUUCCCGUGGCUCAUGCUCCCGGAGCCGGCCUCCGCCUCGCAGUCCGCGCCCGCGCCGGCCUGCGUGCGCCGCCAGUUCUACGACAUCCCCGGGGGCCGGCCCUACGCGUACGACGUCCCGGGGGAGGGCUACCACCGCUGCAUCGCGUCCUCCGCCUGCGGCUGGCUCGUGUUCGUCUCCGUGGACUUGCCGCGCCGCCUCGUCCUCGUCAACCCCGUCGCCGGCGCGCGCCUGGUCCUGUCGUGGCCGUUCAAGGAGAAGAACGCCGAAGGCCGAUUCCACGCCGCGCUCACGUCGUCGCCGGCUGACCGACGGGCGUGCUUCCUCGUCCUCGCCACGGACAGGCUCGUCGCCUACUGCCGCCCCGGCCAGCAGGACCUGGGGUGGCUCACCCUGCGCGCCCCGGGGUUCCGCUACGACCCGGCCGCCAGCGACAUCCUCACCGUCGGCGCCAUGGUGUACCUCGUCGACGGCAGGAGGAAGGUCUGGCGCGCGGACCUCGCGGACCCGGAGCCCAAGGUGGAGCGUCGGAACACGGCGUGCCCGCUCCCGUUCGGGGAGAGCACCAUGCGCCACUACCUCGUGGAGUCGCUCCGGCACGUCCACCUCGUGCUCGCGGACGAGCACAACGCGCGCGUCGCGCUCUUGAGGCUGGACUGGGACAAGAAGACGUGGUUGCAGGACCGCGUGCGCGGGGACCGUGUCCUGCUGCUGGGCCGCGGGUGCUCGGCCUCUGUGCCGGCGGCGUCGGGCCGGCCGCCUGGCAUGCUGUUGUUCGCGCACCAGCCGUCGUUGAGCCCCGUUGACGUGGGCAGUGGUGGCGCUGGGCUCGCGUGGUUCUGGGCGGAAUCAUGGGUGGAUGACGGCUCGGAUGAUAUGCUGGUACUGAAGAAGAAGAUGCACCACAGGCAAGGCGAGUUCACAGCCGGUGACUCGUUCUGGUUCUUCCCGGCCAUCGAUCCGGAUGAAAGGGCUACGGUUGCAUCGCAGGCCUAGCUAGUUGGAACAUGAAAUUCUUGCUUCUGGUAGGCUGGUUUCAACCUCAAUUAUACUGGACUAAGAGAUAGUAGUGUAGAACCAUGGGUUCUGUGAAAGAUGUAUCUUAUUUCUGUUGUUUUUGUCUGAAGAAAGAUAGCAGUAGUCCUAAAAGUUGCAAAUAUCUGAAAGCUCUGGUUCUGCAUCCUGUUCCUAUAUGAUUCAAAGAGUUGCGAUGCAACCAGCAAUAUAUGAACGUAAGCAAUCAGUUAUCGACAAAUGUUGAUUGCGCCGUAUUGGGGUGC